AUGAAAAAAGCUGGAGACUCGGCUCUUCUUAAGUUAGGAAAGCUACCUGCAAGUGGGGAAGUCACUAAUUGGAAGCGUAUACGACAGGGAAGAACCGUUGUUGAAGAGCAUGACGGGAAAGUAGUGCCUCCCGAGAGUAGUCCUGUUGUAGUAUUUCCCAAAGAAGGGGAACUUGGAAUUGGACACGUGAAGACUUCUGAUUUCGGUGUAUACUGGUCACCAGAUUUGAACCCUGUGGAUGGGAAAGUAGUGCCUCCCGAGAGUAGUCCUGUUGUAGUAUUUCCGAAAGAUGGGGAACUUGGAAUUGGACCCGUGAAGGCUUCUGAUUUCGGUGUGUACUGGUCGCCAGAUUUGAACCCGGUGGUGAGUAUUGCCUACAGUGUUUGUUGACA
Messenger RNA from Strongylus vulgaris, 392 nucleotides. Lineage: Eukaryota; Metazoa; Nematoda; Chromadorea; Rhabditida; Strongylidae. The record is from the annotation of a GenBank genome assembly.